Acanthaster planci (crown-of-thorns starfish) is the source of this 5558-nucleotide messenger RNA. It is a transcript of the gene dlec1, whose product is annotated as DLEC1 cilia and flagella associated protein. Gene Ontology annotation, cellular component: cytoplasm; cilium. The record is from RefSeq and is a predicted model, not a curated record. Gene Ontology annotation, molecular function: tubulin binding. NCBI's taxonomy places the organism in Eukaryota, Metazoa, Echinodermata, Asteroidea, Valvatida, Acanthasteridae. Gene Ontology annotation, biological process: negative regulation of cell population proliferation.
GCCGAGAGAGAGCGGCGAAUGGCCGAGGCACUGAUGCUGGAGAGGCACAUCAUGCAGGCUCGGGCACGCUCCAUGGCCGCUGAUGAACGAGAGCUCAACAAAGCAGCCGAGGGCUGCGAUAUCUACCACGACUUGGGACUGCCUCCAGUGGAACCCAACUUGGAAAACUAUCUUGGACAGCGAUUUGCUUCGCAAGCACGGCCUGAUAGUACCAGAGGACUAUUCCACAGCCGAACCCCCACCCACAGAUGCACCAAAAGCCAGGAGAAAACCAAGAUACGCCGAAGCCACCGAUGCGUCCAACGUCCGAGUUCACCACACGGAGGAUGAGUUCCACAUCCAUGAGGGAGGCGGCAAGGAGACGCCGGGAAGCCAAGCUGACCUGUUUUUAUCCAAGGGUUCAGGCAAGCCCUGGCAGGGCAUGGCCUCGCCCCAGACCAGGGAGCGUCACCGCACCGACCUGGCCAUGGUGCACAGCAAGGCAGACUUCCUGCGCAACCCCCGCCACCGCCCGCCCUCCACCCUGGCUGGCGGCAAGACGCUGGUCAAGCCCAACACGGUGGUGCACAAGCUGGGCGGGGCCAAGUCCAAGGUCGCGGACACGGUCCAAAAGGAGCCGUCCGUCGUCUUCCUUGCCAACCCAUCCACUGUGGUAUUUACCGAAUACCAAGUCGGACGUGUCUAUGAACUUCCGCUCGAGUUGAAGAAUGUCUCUGCGGCAAGUCGACCAUUACGAGUCAUCCCUCCAAAGACACAGUUCUUCUGUGUCGGGCUGGGCAAGUUCCCCGGUGAGCAGGGUAUCGUGGCCCCGGGCAUGAGCUGUCAGUACAGUAUCCGCUUCAUGCCCGACUCCCUCAUGGAUUUUGACGACGAGGUCAUCGUCCAAACCCAGUCCAGUCAGCCACUGGUGGUCCGGCUCCAGGGAAGACGACCGCCUCCCGUUUUAUCCUUGUCCAGCGACGUGGAGUGCGGCCACUGCCUGGUCGGGGGCAAGCGCACGGUCCAGUUUCUGGUCAAGAACGAGGGGGGCAGUGGUCGCUUUUGCCUUAUGCCCCGCGAGAGCUGGCCGACCACAAACUUCAAGUCUGCCACCAACAUUGACAAAGUGGACUUGGCGCCAUUCGUCAUCCAGCCGGCCAUCUUUGAACUUCUCGCCGGCCAGACCAUCCCCAUCCAGGUGACGUUCACACCAACAUCGGUGAAACACUUCGCUCGUGAUCUGACGAUGGUCUGUGAUAACUGCACAGUGAAGCAUUUCACUUUGAAAGGCGAGGGCCAGACAGCAGGGGUGGAGUUAGCUGCGGUGAGUGAUGGUGGGGAGAGGCAACCCGCCCCAGGGGAGUUGUGUGAUGUCACGGCCCAGCACCAGAUCCGAUUCGACCCCAUCAACCCCAUGACCUUCACCACCAAGCAGCUGACCAUCAAAAACACUACGAACGUGGAACUGCCCUUCCAUUGGGAGAUGCUGAGGCCCCACUUUGAGUGCCCCGUUCAAGAGGAGGAGAGCGGAGAAGUCUUGGGGGGAGGCGCCAUCCAGCGACUGAAGGACGAGACUAACACCUUCUGCAUCAACCCGGACAAAGGGGUGCUGCCUCCCCAGGGGGUGUGCAAGGCUACGGUGGCAUAUGCCCCCACCGAAAUUGGCCCCUCCCACAGCGUCCUCCACCUUGUCCUCAGGGAGGUGCCCAAGGACCGCCAGCUCUCAGCCACGUCCUCCAAGAGCGACAACGGUCGGGAGGAGGAGCUGACGCCCAACGGCCGCUCGGCACGGCGCAGUGGGGCGGUACAGGUCUCGGACAUAGUCGGCUUGGAGGUUGAGCUGAAGGGAGAUUGCGAGGAAUUCCGAGUGACCAUCGAACCCUACGCUAUCUUUGUUCCUGGAAAACUGCUGAUGUCCACCACCAUCAGAAAACCAUUUAAGAUGAUCAACCACAGCAAGUUCCCCGCCUACUUCACCUGGACCAAUCACAGCGCAGGCCACAUCAUCGAGGUGGAGACCCCCCAGGGCAGCAUCGCGCCCGAGUCCAGCGUGGAGCUGGAGCUGGCCGUCUCGGGGGCGCGGCCGGGCCGCAUCGACCAAACCCUACGGUGUCGCAUCCAGCACCAGGAGCGCACGCUGCCCCUGCGGGUGGUGGCUGACAUCGGGGGACCUCGGGUGCUCAUCGACACCCCGGCUGUGGACUUCGGCCUGGUGCGGUUCGGAGAGACCUCAGCCAAGGAGCUUCAUCUGCGGAAUGCAUCCCAAGUGGCAGCAUCCUGGCAUCUGGAAGAAAGUGAAGAGUUUAAGCUGAGAGACCUCCAAACUGGAGAGACCAUCUCUGAGUUCACAUUGACACCCUCCUGCGGCGACCACCUUCCUCCGCUCGGGUCAAAGAUCAUCAAGGUCACAUUCAAGCCUGUCCAGUGCCGCCGGAUUCAGAGCGUGUUUGAGUGCAAAGUCACCGACGGGAACAACAGUUUUAUUGGGGUCCGUGCUGAUGUACAACACCCUCAGGCCUGCCUGGCAUCCUGUCAACUGACCAUGGAUGAGGUCUACGUUGGUGUGCCAAUAACCAGGGAAGUGACCAUCGUCAACCAGACGCUACUGGCCGCCAAUUUCUGCUGGCAAGAGCCGCAAGGUUCUCAGGCUGAAAAGUGCCGGGUGACCUUUGACCCGCACCAGGGACGUCUCCAACCCAGAGAGAAUUUGAAAGUUGCCGUCACAUUUGUGGCCAACACACAGGGUUUGCUUGACAACGUGAAGAUUCCAUGUUACAUCGAGGGGAUGGUUGCCCCACUGGUCCUGGGUCUGUUCACCGAUGUGAGGGGUCUCACCCUGACCUAUAAGACCCCCAACCCGGACAGCGAACAAGGGGAAGAUAAUCUGUUGUUGGACUUUGGCAAAAAGGUGGAGCUCGGCUCCACCCCCAGCCGGGUAGUUCAUGUCACCAACCACACAGCCAUCACCGCACCCUUUCACAUCAUCCUGGAGCAUUUCGGAUCGGCUAAGCCCCCCACGCCACCGGACAAGGACAAAGAGGCCAAGGAUUCCUCCAAGAGACGUGGUUUGCUGAAUCGUACUUCCAACCUGGCUGACCCACAGAGCCGCACUCCCUCCCAGAUCCAGGCGGACUACGCCAAGGCCGUGCUGCGCGAUGACCGCGGCGCAGCGUUGGUCGUGUCCCCAGCCUCUGGCGUGCUGGAGCCGUUCUCGGAGCUGGAGGUGCGAGUGACGGCGUUCAGCGACAUGUGGGGGCGCUACACGGACAACCUCAUCUGCAAGGUGGCAGAUUUGCCCCCAGUUGUAAUCCCUGUGGUCAUGACGGUCACUGGGUGUCCACUCUGUUUCUCCAUGGCCACUCUCAAGGGUCAGCUUCCUAUUGUGAGAUUUGGGACGCACGUGGCCGGCCUACCUCCGGUCCACCGACCCCUGAAGAUAAGAAACAACAGCCCCUGUGAUAUCCGACUGGACUGGCAGAUCUUCAACCUGGUGGAAAACGAUUCCAAGCUUCUUGACCUAAUCAUCAACAUCGGGGAACCCUUCCCCCUCCAGGAUAAGAACGGCGAGGAGAUAGUGCCCAAUGCUGCUCUGCCUGCCGCUAUUGAAAUAGCAGAGGGAGGUGGCAGCAGUUCGACAGCCACCGAGUCGACCACGCAGCCGGGUCUGCUGCAGAAGGUCACAGAGGAGUUGGAGAGCAGCUGCCAGGAAGGCCUCGGGUCGGAGGCCAGAGGUCAGAUGAUAAAAGUUGUCAUGCGAGAGCAUGAAGGUGAACCGGCCGAGAACGGACCAUUCACUGUCAGCGACAAACAGAUGGUUAUUCCAGCCCGCGGCAGCCUGCAGAUGGCCGCCUCCUUCAACCCACGGAUGAACUCGAUGACUCUGAGGGGGGCCGACUGGAUCGGUUACGGCCUGGGCUUCAUGAGUCUGGACAGCGAGGGGGAUAGACAGGUCACAGGGAAGGUGUCACGUCCACAGGGCUACGAGAUGAUGCCACUGCGGUUGGAUUUCACAGCCUACCUGAAGCCGGCUCUGUUGACGGUUGAAACGGCUGAUGACGAGGGCAUGCACUACCAUACAGCAGCGAGUGACCUCUUGGACCCCCAGGACCGGGCUCGUUUCCGAUCCCCCUCCAGCAAGAGCCGGGCGGCCAACCUGACCAAUGCCACCCAGACGCCGCUGACCUUCCGUCUGGUCACCCCAAGGCCGUUUGAGCUGCUCAGCACCGAGCCAGGAUCUGGGAACCAGUCGUCACGCUCGGCAGCAACCAGCUGUCCCAUCAAGAACCAGUCGGCCGUGUGCCGGGGCGAGCAGAUGCUGGGCCUCCCACCCCAGAAGAAUCUCCAGAUAAAGGUUGCUUUCCACCUAACGAGGGAACUCCUGGAGAAAUGCCUGAGCAAGCUGCGAGUCGGCCAGGAGAUUCUCGGGGUUCGGCUGACGCAGUACGAAGACGAACGCCGACUGAUCAUCAACCAGGACCUGCUGAUAGAGUACAGCAACAACGCCGUCCAGAAACUGCCGCUGUAUGCCAUGGUGGUCAUACCAUCCAUCCGAGUGACCCCUUCCCAGCUGGACUUUGGCACCUGCCUGGUGACCCAGCAGCGAGAGCUUGAAGUGACCAUCAGUAACCCAACUGGUUCGGCCAGCUACUGGACGGUGGUCUCUGACCCCCAGCAGCAAGCAGAGGAACUGUUCCGAGUUGUCCCAUCCGCCGGUUUGCUGGAGGCUCACGUCACGCAUGUCUCCCGUAGCAAAAUGAUCCUCAAAGUUCACUUUACGGCCAGGCAUAAUGUGGCCUACAGGGGCAAAUUCAUCUUCCAAGGCAUGCUGGGAGAGACCCCUCAAGAGCUGGAGGUCAGAGGUCAAGGGUCAUAUGACAGCCGGCACGAAGCCUUGGUCGACGUGUAACAAGCUGACCUCAACAGAGCUCUAUGGCUAGAUACAAACAUUGUGGCUGCAGCUGACUUUUACGCACACCUCAGUGGGAAGUGAUUGCAGCCGCUCCUCGGUGGCUACCAUGGACAAAGCUUGUUAUUGCAGUCUCCUUGAGGUUGUUUGUCCCUAAACGGCUAGCCACACUAGUUUUCUUGUACUCGACCUCUAUACUUUGUGAUCAAAGGUCAAAACGCUACUGGUAUGUAAAUCAACUUGACAAAAAUAAGAGAGCAGCGAUGAAAUUUCUGAUUAAAAAAAAAAUCAGCUCAUCACAAGCAAUUUUGAAACAGUUUUUAACAAGUGAUACUUAAAUUUUCUCUGUGUACAAAAAUUAGGGUACAGGAGUUUACAUGCCCUGGUACAUGAACAUAACUCUUUUGAGGAAAAAAAAAGCUCACAAAUUUUUUGAAGAGUGAUUUUAUCCCGAGAUGUAUAUACGUACUGUCUGUAAUCACAUACUGUCUCAUUGGUGGCACUCUAACGUCUCCCAAGCUGACGAUCUUUGAGAAGUGCGUGAGCAAGUUGUGGUUUUUUUACUUUUUGGCUUUCCACCAAUCAGUCAGCUGGAACAGCAACAUUCCAGAGAAUCCCAUAACUUCAGUAUGGCAGAAAGAACAAAUAAAAGUGUAUUGUUGUUCACACUUUG